AUGGGCAGCCUCUCUCAACUCUCGCGUAACCGAGACAUCGGGACAAACCCGCGCCAGGAAGUUCUCGUAAUUCAUAAUCUCAUCAUUGACAGCAUUAAAGAUCUGAACCCAAAGGCCAUCCCGAGAUCGGGAGCCCAGCCAUGCGGCGCACAUUUCUCGGGAUCUUCAACGUAUGAUCGGAAGUUGGAACAUGGCCUGUCUAUGCUCUUCCGGGGCCACAAUGCGGCCAAUGCGCAGGAUAUAGAUGUCGCUUCCAUACCGGCGCGCGAACCCACGCGCAAUGUUCUCACCGCACACCUUCGGGGGGUCUACACGCAAGGUGUACACUUGCUCCUCCAGCUCGACGGAAAGAGGAACGGUGUCGAGGUUCCGGAUAUAAUAGCCUUGUUCAAGGGUUGGUCUGAUGAUGCGGGCAUAGACUACCAAGACACCUCUAUAUGA
Penicillium psychrosexuale is the source of this 441-nucleotide messenger RNA. RefSeq lists its product as uncharacterized. The coding region runs from base 1 to 441 and encodes 146 amino acids. The transcript is spliced from 2 exons. Lineage: Eukaryota; Fungi; Ascomycota; Eurotiomycetes; Eurotiales; Aspergillaceae. The record is from RefSeq and is a predicted model, not a curated record.